CCCCACAUGUAAACCGGCGUUCAGACUGGUGUGGUGUAACUGAUACUUCUAAUAGUUACAAGUAUCUGUUAUUUUUAUGUCAGUUGGUAUCUGUGUGUGAUAAUGAGAGCUCUACUGGCAAUACUCUUCGUGACAGCUGCAGUUCUAGCAGAACCAAGCAAAGUCGUCCAAAAGAGAAGCGGUUUACUCGGUCACUACGGAGCACCAUUGCUGGGACACAGCUACGGACUGGGACAUGGUUACGGACUGGGACAUGGUUACGGACUGGGACAUGGUUACGGACUGGGACAUGGUUACGGACUGGGCCAUGGCUAUGGACUGGGGCACGGACUGGCGUACAGUGCUGGGCAUAUCGUGGGAGCCGAUGUACACACAACAGUGACAAAACACAUCGGUGUACCAGUACCAGCUCCCUACCCAGUGGCGGUUGAUCGACCCGUGCCUUACCCUGUUAAGGUAGCGGUAGCGGUUCCAGUGGACAGACCGUACGCCGUACCAGUGCCGAAGCCGUAUCCAGUCGCGGUGGACCGGCCCGUGGCAGUGCCAGUCGACCGACCUGUGCCAGUGCCGGUGCCACAUGCCGUCCCUGUGCCAGUCAUUAAGCAGGUGGGUGUCCCAGUGCCGCAACCGUACCCAGUGGCGGUACACAAACCAGUUGCCGUACCAGUGCCACAGCCAGUAGCGAUACCUGCAGUGAGCCACGCGCACUAUGCUGCACCGCUACUGCAUGAUGUUCACUCGCAUGGACUACACGGGUUACCGCUCCAUGGAAAGAUCUGGUGAUGAGAAUGUUUUAUCUGUCGUUUGUUAGAGCAGGAUCUAAGGAGUCUUACAUGCUUGAUGUUGAUUUUUAAUGGAAUUAUAUCUAGCCUGAAAGAGAUCUUUUCCCAACCCUCCGAAGCUUCGGAAGAUAUAAAUCGUUGUCUAAUUAGGAAGUCUUUGAAAAGCUCGCUCUCCACAGGUAUGCCACAGGUAUGGUGGGUAUUUAUCAAGGAAAUACGGUUUGAAAUUUCGCGAGGUAAAUUAUGGGUAUAGUUUUUUCUACGCGAGUGCACACCUAUUCUAACAAACGAGAUCGGUUUAAAUCAAACGACUUGUAAAAUUUGGAGGCAUUUCAAAAUAACAUGACUGUUACUACACGGAUUUUAUGUGAUGUAGAUUAGUAAGAUAUAUUUAGAAUAUAACAAGCGUAUGCUUUACAUUGCUAUUGAGAGUUUGUGGGUCCAGAAAUUAUGUUCACUUGGCUAAUGGCAUGCUGAAACUCAAAUCGCCCACACCAAAUACCAAUCUGUAUUCUUCGCAUUAAUUUGCCAACAUGUAGCGUCAAAUUCCUCGUGGAAUAUCUUAUAGAUAAAGUAGAUAACAUACAUUAUUUGGCUUUAGUAAUCAAACAUACGAUUUAAAUGUUUAUUGAUAAUAUGGUAAUGGAAUUUUAACAAGCUUAUCAAUGCACUUAACGGAAGAGCUAUGUCUUUAAUCUCCUUUGUUAUCAGAAUAAAUAAAUAGGCGUAAGUGCCAUGUGUAAUCUGUGUCAUAUUAGGGCUCGUAACUUCGUCUCUAUAAUAUAAAGUCAUGGUUUGGGGAACUUGGGACGAAGUGCAAUAAUUCUAUUAGAAGCCGGUAUAUAAAAAUUCAUUUCAAAAUAUGUGACGCCGACAUUUUUGAUGUUUCUGAUGACUGCAGCGCUUUUAAAAGCGGUUGAUUUGAAGGCACCCG
Hyposmocoma kahamanoa is the source of this 1716-nucleotide messenger RNA. RefSeq names its product zinc finger protein 512B-like. The transcript is spliced from 4 exons. NCBI's taxonomy places the organism in Eukaryota, Metazoa, Arthropoda, Insecta, Lepidoptera, Cosmopterigidae. The record is from RefSeq and is a predicted model, not a curated record. Bases 103 to 783 code for a protein of 226 amino acids.